AUGGGGCGAAGGACUUGGUGGAGUCGGGAUGGGGUCCGGGUCCGUCCUUGGACUAGGUGGUGUGCGUCUUGGACUGGGCAGGUCAGCCCGUUACGCGGGCAUUGGCAGGAGUGCACCACCCCUGACAAGGGUGAAGGUUUUCGAAUGGGAUUUGCAAGAUGGGUGGGUUAUGGUGGCGGGAAUGAUGGCAGUGCAGAACAGGGUGCGGGGGGUCGGGAUGGAGAGGGUUUACCGAUGGAUGAUGGAGGGGGUCGGGAUGGAGAGGGUCGCCAGGGUGCUGUGCGUAAUGCUGGUGGCAUACUGAGCGCUUCGGGGUUGGAAAGCGGGGGUUUUCCGAUGGAUGAUGGUCUAGACGAUGAGGAGCCAUCUGCAACGACCGGGGGGGGGGAGGGGCUUGGUGCGGCAACCCUAGGGGGGGUGCCAACUGGUGUACCCUUCGACUACGACGCUCAAGUGCAGCGAGCCCACAAAGGGUACACCCCCACCUCAAUCAACACUGGGGUCAACGACGAGCCCGCGGGUGCAAGGCGGCCCCGCAACUGGCAAGAGUCAGCUCUCGACGACGAAAACCUGCAUACAGGGCUGGCACAGGUGUUAGCGCUUCCUUGGCCUGAUACUGGUGCUCAUGGCGAAGCCCUUCAUGCUGAUCGUGACGAACCUGGGUUUGGGGACGAGGAUGAAGGGGGAGCAGAGACCGCCACUGAGGAGGCUGCCGGCGAUGGCGAGGAGGACGGGGGAAUUUAUGUGCAGACCGGUUUCCACCACAACCGGAAAGGUCCAGAUAUCGCAUUGGUGGAAUCCAACUGCUCCAUUGGGCACGACUCUUUGCCGUGA
Messenger RNA from Closterium sp. Yama58-4, 834 nucleotides. The record is from the annotation of a GenBank genome assembly. Lineage: Eukaryota; Viridiplantae; Streptophyta; Zygnematophyceae; Desmidiales; Closteriaceae.